UUGUUUGUUUACGUCUCACUGUUAUAACGGAACGGAGCGAUACAUCGUCCCCUAUCAGCGGCUGUUGCGUCUGGUCAGCAUGUGUGCACACAUUUAGUGAAAUAGCUAUUCCUCUCACCUUAAAAGGUUUGUCAAAAGACUGCAACACUUCUACAAGUACAUGUGCUGUGUUUCCAUUAGCGAUUAUUCAGUAACAAAUUGACAGGUGCUGGAAGAAACAACGCUGAAUGGCUAUUAAUCAGGAAGAGUUUGUGAAUACGCUAUUAUUUGAAAGACUUCACAGGGUGCUGAGAAAUAAAGCAUGACGCACAAGUAAACAGUGGUUUCAAAUAUUGAAAAAUUAAUCGACUGAAAGACAACAGAAACAAAGUCGACCAUAAAUUUUACAAACAAUACAGGAUGAGCUCAGGAAGGAACACGCCACAUAUCCAGGAGGAAGGCAAAGAGUCAACACUCUCUCUCUCAGAAGACCCGCCAGAAACACAUAUGAAUGUGCUCCACGACCCAGCGUCGGAAAAUGGUAAAACUGAGAAUAGAUCAGGGCAAGAAAAGGAAGAACGAAGACAAAGACAAGGAAAAUGUAAAGACGAAUUGGGACAAAGAAAAGGUGAACAGAAAUCAGUAUUAGAGAAAGAGGAACAAGAAUUAGGACAAAGAAAAGAGCGAGAAAGACAAUGGCCAGAAAUAGGAAAAUGGAGGUUUUUGAAGAAAGAGGGAGGUAUAGUGAAAGGUAGGCUAAAAGAGCAGGUCGGAAUGCAUUGUUCUGUAUCACUUUCAGAAGCUGAGCUCAGCAUGGGAAUAAUGGAAAAGUUGGGGAUUAUAAAACGGAGAGGGAAGAAAAUGAACUUAAUAGAAAGGGAAGGAGAAGCAGGGGCAAGGAUAAGGCAAGAAGAGCGUCACACGAGUCUGGGGCAAAAGGAUCUCGAGCUACGGUCGGGACGAGGUGAAGCUAAAGUGGGCCACGGGCAGCGUGUAGUGGGGACUGCCACAGGAGAAGGAGAAAUGGAACCGUGUCGAGAGAAGCGAGGUCAGGCAAGUACGCCGAAGGAUAGCGUAGGGGCAGUUGCAGGUGAGGAGCAGUUGGUUGUAAACUUAACACAAGAGGCGAGAGCACGUCUACACGAACAGCAGGUGGAUGCAGUGGUUAGCCAGACAAUCAAGGAGGAAGGACUGGUCCACGGAGAAGCACAGGCAGGCUUUGAGCAAGAAAUAGCGGGCACAGAGCGUGGAGAAGCGGAACCAGAAGCAUUCGUGGAGAAGGAAAAAUCUAUCGAACCAUUACAAAAGGAAGAGAAAGAGGGCCGCAGACGUGUCAGGAGUAUUCUUAACCGAUUGUGGGAGCGAGUGGUUCAUCGACCCCAUUCCACAGAUCAAGCAACAAUUCAGUUAUUGAGUGAAGAUGUUGUGGCAAUGGUUUGGGCUCGAUGGCGCACAACAAAUGUACUGUAGAUAUAGUUACCCUAGUUCGCUGUCCGCUAAUCUUGAGUAUCACAAAUUAUGGCAAGUAUAAAUAUAACGCUAAUUAACUUAGAAAA
Molecule: messenger RNA, 1535 nt
Organism: Schistocerca gregaria
Lineage: Eukaryota; Metazoa; Arthropoda; Insecta; Orthoptera; Acrididae
Product: cilia- and flagella-associated protein 251-like
Exons: 5
Coding region: 400-1449 (349 amino acids)
Source: RefSeq, a predicted model, not a curated record